Molecule: messenger RNA, 631 nt
Organism: Suillus discolor
Lineage: Eukaryota; Fungi; Basidiomycota; Agaricomycetes; Boletales; Suillaceae
Exons: 9
Coding region: 129-539 (136 amino acids)
Source: RefSeq, a predicted model, not a curated record
GACUUACGACUGGUGGUAGACGUCAUUUCUUAGAACCUCUAGGCAGGAGAUAACCUAUUUUUGUAAUAGUACCAGAUCGAUUGCGUCCCUGACCAGGGUGGGGAGUCUGAGAGACAAGGUGCGCCAUCAUGCACCACGAAUGGACAUCAUCGCUCACACGAAUACCAGUCAUCAAAGUAUAUGGGAUAUACAGACACUCUGAGCUCGGGAGAAUAUGGAAUGCCUUGGGGAACCAUCUCGCACGUAGGGGUGCGGAAUAUCGCAGACGAUGCAUAUUUCGUACCAAACCUACUAACAAUAUUAUCCUGCCGGCCUCAUUCCCGCCGACGGAACCCCAACCAGAAAUUCCGGCAAGCCCACUGGAUCUUGGUGCUAAGGACAUGGAGCACCUUCACUCUUUGCUCGUCCUGGAGAAAUAUGUUACAUUCUCGCAAGCAUUUUUGCAUAUCUCGUUGCAAACCACGAUGUACACCACGUCUUCAUGCUCUCUCUUCAAGAACAAAAGGUCGUCGAAUGCGCUACGUCAUGCUAUGUGUUAGGUCGCAGUGGCACAGGAAAAACGACGACAAUGCUGUUCAAGAUUCUUAGGAUUCAGCGAGCCUGGGAGCUGGGUGCCAAUGACAUGCUCAAG